Messenger RNA from Penicillium macrosclerotiorum, 2334 nucleotides. RefSeq lists its product as uncharacterized. Gene Ontology annotation, molecular function: DNA binding; acyltransferase activity, transferring groups other than amino-acyl groups. NCBI's taxonomy places the organism in Eukaryota, Fungi, Ascomycota, Eurotiomycetes, Eurotiales, Aspergillaceae. The record is from RefSeq and is a predicted model, not a curated record. Gene Ontology annotation, biological process: DNA strand elongation involved in DNA replication; DNA replication. The transcript has 7 exons. The coding region runs from base 1 to 2334 and encodes 777 amino acids. Gene Ontology annotation, cellular component: delta DNA polymerase complex.
AUGGCAAUUGAUGAUUAUGGAUUCCUCUGCCCUCCUGGCAACGAGGAAUACGAGCCCAUAUACCGCAAUCCUUCACACUACAACCCCCUCGACACAUUCAAGCUACCGACUGGGCCUGACCGGCACUACCAGCAGCAAUAUGGCGACAUGUACUUCCUGCGUCUUGCGAAGCUAAAGCCCGCGGUAGAACAAGUUGCGAAAGAGGCAUGGGGUGAAAUCAAGCGGAGUUACGCCUAUGAUCAGAUUGCUGGUGAGCAUGCGCGACGUGUGGAACGAGUGCUCGAUGUGCGACAGGGCGAGCUGUGCUGGGUGGCCGGCACUGUCUACAUGGACAUGCCCUUGAAGCCCAAUAUUUUGGACGACUUGACCAAAGAGAACUUCACUUCCGCUCCUCCCCCGCGCCGAACCUAUACCGACCCGUCGGACCCAUCAUCAACCCAGAUCAUGUUGGAAGAUGAAUCUGGCCGCCUGCGUUUAGCUGGUUCUUUCCUAUCAUCCACACAGGUGGCUACAGGGGCUAUCAUUGCGGCCCUGGGAACAGAGAAUGCGAAUGGAGACUUUGAAGUAAUCGACUUUAAGGUCCCGGACUUGGCCCGACAGCCUCAACGGUGGGAGAGAGGUAGUGCAUCAUCAACAGAUACGGAUAAGACUGGAGAAGGCAAAGGCAAAAUUGCGUUCGUCAGCGGGCUAGGCAUUACAGGGACAUCAAGUGACACGCUGACAUUGGAGCUUCUCACGGAUUAUUUACUCGGAUAUACAGGGGUUUCUGGCAGCGAGGGAAAUAGCCCAUCAUCAAGUGCGUCAAGGAUCUCACGACUCAUCAUUGCGGGCAACUCCCUUGGAGCAAGCGUGACAACCGAGGCAGUGCCAGGUGAUUCUGAAACCGCAGCAAAGAAAAAGCUCGCACCGAAGAAAUACGGUUACGAUGCUUCUGCAUAUAACGCUUCCCCGAUCACACAGCUCGACAAUUUCCUGGCAGAGAUCCUACCCAGCAUUCCUGUGACCCUCAUGCCCGGCGAGAAAGACCCUGCAAAUUUCUCUCUACCACAGCAAGGAAUCCAUCGUGCCAUGUUCCCGCAGGCUAGGGCAUAUUGUGCACCUCCACCCUCUGGUGAAACCAAAGCUGAGCCCGGUUGGUUUGACAGCGUCACAAACCCCUGGGAGGGCGAUGUAGAGGGAUGGCGGCUUUGGGGCUGCAGCGGACAAAAUGUGGACGAUGUACUCAGGUAUUUGGAUUUUGCUGGCAAUGAUAGCACCCCGGAUAACGAGACCGAUGAUUCUGAGGCCCGCCUACGGAUUAUGGAUGCAAUGCUCCGAUGGCGAUGCGGCGUCCCUACUGCUCCUGACACGAUUUGGUCAUAUCCCUUCCAAGAAAAUGAUCCUUUUGUCCUUGAAUCCUGUCCGCAUCUUUUUUUCACCGGAAACCAGCCCUCCUUCAAAACGGCUGUGAUCGAGGGGAAUCUUCCUCCCCGCAUGGAUGAGGGUGAUACCGAGAUGGUAGACUCGGAUGAUUCUUCCGUUGCUCGUGUACGACUGUUAUCAAUUCCAAAGUUCAAGGAAACCGGAGAAUUGAUUUUGGUUGAUGCUGAAACGCUCGAGGUUGAGGUAAUCCGAUUUGCCCUUUCAACAUCCAAGGUGCUCUUGGUUCCAUACUCGACAUGGCACGUUCCCAGAUACCACGAGUGGAUGAAAGACGAGGAAAUUCAAGAAGCAACUGCAUCGGAGCCACUGUCUCUAGAAGAGGAAUAUGCCAUGCAGCGCAGCUGGCGGCAAGACGCGGAUAAAUUGACCUUUAUCGUCUGUCGCUCCGUAUCAGCUUCAAUAGAACAAGCGAAACUAUCUGCCGAAAGCGAUUCCCCAGAAAAGAUGGUUGGCGACAUCAAUCUAUUCCUCCGCGUCGAUGAUGGCGAGGAUGGAGACGCGCAGCCAGAGAUCGUCGGUGAAAUCGAGCUCAUGAUCGCAGAGAAAGUAAAUCAGCGGCGUGGAUUCGGUAAAGCCGCGCUUGUUACUUUCAUGAGAUAUGUUGUUGAGCGGCAAACUAUGAUUCUGGAGGAGUUUGUCAGAGGUGACGUCGAUUCUGAGACUGAGACUAAGCUGAGAGCGGCGACAGGCACUCUGUCGUUUUCAUGCUUGAGUGUUAAAAUCGGGCAGUCGAAUACUCGCAGCCUUGCACUAUUCGAAAGUCUUGGCUUCCAAAAAUUAUCGGCGGAACCUAACUUUUUUGGAGAGUUUGAACUGCGAAGAACAGAGUUGAGUCUGGAGUCUGUUAAUGAAGCACUUGGUACGGCUGGUGCCGAGAAUUAUGCCGAAGUACCUUAUAAACGCAAAGAAUAG